AUGGCAUUUUCCCAACUGGGAUGCCAGUAUAUCCGGCCCAUCUACCCGUCGGAUCGCCAGGGGAACGGCAACUCCCGCGCCGGGGCAGAGCUGAGCCCUUCGGGAGCGCUUUCCAACGUGCUGUCCAUGUACGGAGCGCCUUACGCGGCAGCCGCGGCUGCUCAGGGAUACGGGCCCUUCCUGCCCUACGCCGCCGAGUUGCCUCUCUUCCCGCAGCUGGGCGCCCAGUAUGAGCUGAAGGACAGCCCCGGCGUCCAGCACGCGGCGUUCCCUCACCCGCACCCGGCUUUCUACCCCUAUGGGCAGUACCAGUUCGGCGACCCGUCGAGGCCCAAGAACGCCACGCGGGAGAGCACCAGCACCCUCAAGGCCUGGCUGAACGAGCACCGCAAGAACCCGUACCCGACCAAGGGCGAGAAGAUCAUGCUGGCCAUCAUCACCAAGAUGACCCUCACGCAGGUCUCCACCUGGUUCGCCAACGCGCGCCGGCGCCUCAAGAAGGAGAACAAGAUGACCUGGGCGCCGCGGAGCCGCACGGACGAGGAGGGCAACUCCUACGGCAGCGAGCACGACGAGGAGGACGGCGAGGGCGACAAGCGCGACGCCGAGGACGAGGAGAUCGACCUCGAGAACAUCGACACGGAGCGCAUGGAGAGCGGCGAGGACGACGACGAGGAGGACGAGGACGACGACGAGGAGCCCAGGGGGCGCUCGGCGCUCCUGCGGCCCGACGCCAAGGCCACCGACUCGGAGAGCUCCGACGGCGGCUUCGAGGACUUGCCCGGCGCGCAGGAGCGCUUCCUGGAGGCCAUGGAGGCGCGGCGGCGCUCCUCGUCGCGGGAGCGGGCGGCCCAGCCGCCGCCGCCGCCGCUGCAGCCCCAGCCGCCGCCGCGCCAGCCCUGCUCGCCGCCGGCGUCCCCCCCGGCGGCGCCCAGCCCGCUGGCGGGCCCCCCGCACGCCCCCGCUGGCGCGGCCGCCGCCGCCCCGACGGCCGCGGGGCCCGCGCACAGACUGGUCUCAGCCUGCCCGCUGGGCAAGUUCGCCAGCUGGACCGGCCGCCCCUUCUCUGCCCAGCCCCACCACCACCACCACCACCCUCACCCGCUGACCUUGCUGAACUCUCCCCACCUGCUGGGACUCGCCGGGGGCAGCCCCAGCUCGGCCCCCACCGCAGCGGCGGCGAUCGCGGCUUUCUCGCGACCCGCGGACCAAGCGCAGAGCGCGGACUCCUCCGGAUCAGAUCGAUCUAGUGCCUUGGAAGUAGAGAAAAAGUUAAUAAAGACAGCUUUCCAACCAGUUCAGAGGCGGCCUCAGAAACAACUUGAUGCAGCUAUGGUACUUUCUGCGUUGUCAUCAUCAUAGUUAAUUUUUUAAUUAUUGUUCUAAUGACUGUAAAAUAAAAUUCUCUGUAUAGUUACAACUUGUACGCAUGUCCAUGUAUUAAAUGAGAGAAAAAAAGAUACAAAAACAUCCAAGACCCCUUCCCCCUGCUUCUGUAGUAUCAUCUGGAUUAGCUGAAUUCGUGAGGUUUUUUGGAAGUCCAGUGAGAAAUAGGCGUCUUCAUUUUUUUUUUGUAUAUAUAGUAAAAAAAUGUACAUACGUGUGAACCAAAUUGUACAAGAAAGUAUAUAUUUUUGGCUAAUAAACUGUUGCCACUUUGACUACAA
Molecule: messenger RNA, 1667 nt
Organism: Varanus komodoensis (Komodo dragon)
Lineage: Eukaryota; Metazoa; Chordata; Lepidosauria; Squamata; Varanidae
Gene: IRX3
Product: iroquois homeobox 3
Exons: 6
Coding region: 1-1362 (453 amino acids)
Biological process (GO): neuron differentiation; regulation of transcription by RNA polymerase II; cell development
Cellular component (GO): nucleus
Molecular function (GO): DNA-binding transcription factor activity, RNA polymerase II-specific; RNA polymerase II cis-regulatory region sequence-specific DNA binding
Source: RefSeq, a predicted model, not a curated record